Schizosaccharomyces osmophilus is the source of this 1656-nucleotide messenger RNA. Its product is annotated as amino acid transmembrane transporter. The record is from RefSeq and is a predicted model, not a curated record. Gene Ontology annotation, cellular component: membrane. Gene Ontology annotation, molecular function: transmembrane transporter activity. Bases 1 to 1656 code for a protein of 551 amino acids. NCBI's taxonomy places the organism in Eukaryota, Fungi, Ascomycota, Schizosaccharomycetes, Schizosaccharomycetales, Schizosaccharomycetaceae. Gene Ontology annotation, biological process: transmembrane transport. The transcript has a single exon.
AUGGAAAUACAUAGUAUGGGUUCACAAUCCAAAAAAUCUUCAUUCAGUAAUGAAGAAAAAAAUCCUGUUGUCGCCGAGUCUAUAAUUGAUACCAAGAUUACUAAGGUGACUUCAGAAGAUAACGUGGAUGAUCCUGAAGAACUUGCUGACUUGGGAUAUAAACAAGAGUUUCGUCGCCAGCUUUCCUUAUUUGGUAUCUUUUCAAUUGCUUUUUCUGUACUAGGAUUGCUUCCCUCCGUUGCUUCAACGCUAUCCUUCAGUCUUUCGUACGUUGGUACUCCUGGCUUGCUAUGGGCUUGGCUAAUUGCUAUUUUCUUUUUAAUAUGUAUUGCAUUGAGUAUGGCAGAAAUUUGCUCUGCUUUACCAACUUCGGGAGGCUUGUAUUAUGCAGCAGCUGUCUUUGCUCCUGAGGGUUGGGGUCCUUUAGCUUCCUGGAUUACUGGAUGGUCGAACUACAUUGGAAAUGUAAUUGGACAACCUUCCGUCAAUUCCAGCGCUGCAAGUAUGAUUUUGGGCGCUGUAAGUAUUAACAGAUCCUCUUAUUCACCUACAAAUUACCAAGUUUUUUUGCUCAGUGUGGGUAUUCAAUGUUUACAUUGCUUUCUAGCUUCUCUUCCCACAAGAUACAUCUCAAAAAUAAACCGAGUGAAUACAUUCAUUAACAUUCUCUUCCUUUUUAUUGCUGCAUUCGCGAUUAUCGGUUAUGCCGCAAAAAAUGACAAAUUCAACCAUGGUACACAUCCUUGGCGUGAAAUUAAAAAUACAACAAAUUGGCCAGAUGGAUUUGCUGUGUUGCUUUCUUUUAAUGGUGCCAUUUGGACAAUGUCCGGCUAUGAUGCUCCAUUUCACUUGAGUGAAGAAUGCGCCAAGGCCAGUGUUAAUGCUCCGAAAGCUAUUGUACUUACUGCAGUUAUCGGUGGUAUAGUUGGUUGGCUUAUGCAAGUCCUUGUAUCUUAUACGAUUGUUGACGUUCAUGCACUCAUAACCGGAAGUGGUAAUAUGUGGAGUAUUUACUUAAGUCAAGUUAUGCCAAAAUCUGCUGCAAUCGCCAUUUUAAGUCUAACAAUCUUCUCUACAUUGAUGAUGGGCCAAAGUUCUUUAAUUGCAUCUUCAAGGAUUGCGUAUUCUUAUGCUAGAGAUGGCAUUCUCCCCUUUUCUGGAUGGAUCGGCAAAGUAAAUAACCAAACGAAAACACCCGUAAAUGCAGUAAUUUGCAACGGAAUUAUUAGUAUUUGUAUUUUAUUCUUGCUGUUUGCCGGUGAUGAAACUUCAAGUGCAGUUUUUUCAGUGGGAGCUGUUGCUGCUUUUUCAGCUUUUACCAUUCCCAUUUUUAUUCGUGUAUUUUGUAUGAAAGACUCUGAGUUUCAUAGAGGCCCGUGGAACCUUGGUAGAUACUCAAGACCUAUCGGUGCUCUUGCUUGUGCUUUUGUCGCGUUGAUGAUUCCUGUCUUGUGCUUUCCAAAUGACAAAAAUCCAUCGCCAAAAACCAUGAACUGGACUUGCUUGGUUUACGGCGGACCCAUUUUCUUGACACUCAUUUGGUAUGCCAUUUCAGCCAGAAAAUGGUUCAAGGGACCUAAGGCUAGUGAAACAUUCAAAGGUGAAUCAUGUAAUCCUUCAUCUAUACCGGAAUUUUUUGAAGGGAAAGAAAAAUAA